Messenger RNA from Rhizophagus irregularis DAOM 181602=DAOM 197198, 1320 nucleotides. RefSeq names its product Putative clathrin-associated protein complex. Gene Ontology annotation, biological process: intracellular protein transport; clathrin-dependent endocytosis. Gene Ontology annotation, cellular component: AP-2 adaptor complex; cytoplasmic vesicle. Lineage: Eukaryota; Fungi; Glomeromycota; Glomeromycetes; Glomerales; Glomeraceae. Gene Ontology annotation, molecular function: clathrin-cargo adaptor activity. The record is from RefSeq and is a predicted model, not a curated record.
AUGAUAAGUGCAUUCUUUAUUUAUAAUCAGAAAGGAGAAGUGCUCAUCUCGCGUUUGUACCGUCAAGAUUUGAAGCGUUCUGUGGCGGACAUUUUUAGAAUUCAAGUAAUUUCCAAUACAGAUGUUCGCUCACCAAUCAUUACACUUGGGUCUACAUCAUUUUUUCAUGUUCGUCAUGAUAACCUUUACAUUGUGGCCGUUACAAAAUGUAAUGCUAACGCUGCCUUAGUGUUUGAGUUUUGUUAUCGGCUGGUUAAUAUUGGAAAGGCUUAUUUUGGAAAAUUUGACGAGGAAGCCGUUAAGAAUAAUUUUGUAUUAAUAUAUGAGCUGUUAGAUGAGGUCCUCGAUUUUGGGUAUCCUCAAAAUAGCGAAACAGAAACGCUCAAAAUGUAUAUAACCACCGAAGGCGUCAAAUCUCAACGCGCUGUGAAAGAGGAUUCUUCAAAGAUCACCAUCCAAGCAACUGGGGCUACUUCGUGGCGCAGAUCAGAUAUUAAAUACAGAAAGAAUGAAGCCUUUAUAGAUGUAAUUGAAUCCGUAAAUUUGUUAAUGAGUACUAAAGGUACAACAUUAAGAGCGGACGUGUCUGGGCAAAUUAUGAUGAGAGCAUACCUUUCUGGUACUCCAGAAUGUAAAUUUGGACUUAAUGAUAAGUUGUUAUUAGAAAAAGACACAUCGCAUAGAGGAUUAUCUCAGAGAAGAACUAAUGCUGUUGAGAUUGAUGACUGCCAAUUUCAUCAAUGUGUUAAGUUAGGAAAAUUCGAUUCCGAUCGAACUAUAAGUUUUGUUCCUCCAGAUGGUGAAUUUGAAUUAAUGAGAUAUCGUACUACAGAAAAUGUCAAUCUUCCAUUUCGUGUUCACCCGGUGGUUAAUGAAAUUGGUAAAUCUCGAGUUGAAUAUCGUGUUACUGUAAAAGCCAAUUUUUCUCCGAAGUUAAUUGCUAAUAAUGUGGUGAUAAGGAUACCCACGCCACUUAACACUGCCAGUAUUAAUAUACGCGUUACUGCUGGUAGAGCGAGAUAUGUCCCAGCUGAGAAUUCUAUUGUGUGGAAGUUACCGCGAUUUCAAGGACAAUCCGAGGCAACAUUGUCUGGCGAAGCUGAACUUUCUUCUAUGACUGUUAAGAAAGCAUGGUCGCGACCACCGAUAUCAAUGGAUUUCCAAGUUUUAAUGUUCACUUCUUCCGGAUUAUUGGUAAGAUUUUUGAAAGUAUUCGAAAAAAGUAAUUACACAAGUGUCAAAUGGGUAAGGUAUAUGACUAAAGCAGGAAGUUAUCAAAUUAGGGUAAGAAAAUUUUUUAUUAUUAAAUUUUCUUAUUAA